Messenger RNA from Schizosaccharomyces cryophilus OY26, 844 nucleotides. Its product is annotated as translin. Gene Ontology annotation, molecular function: single-stranded DNA binding; sequence-specific DNA binding; RNA binding. Gene Ontology annotation, biological process: RNA metabolic process. Gene Ontology annotation, cellular component: nucleus; cytoplasm. The transcript is spliced from 6 exons. NCBI's taxonomy places the organism in Eukaryota, Fungi, Ascomycota, Schizosaccharomycetes, Schizosaccharomycetales, Schizosaccharomycetaceae. The record is from RefSeq and is a predicted model, not a curated record. The coding region runs from base 152 to 820 and encodes 222 amino acids.
ACGGUUUGCAGUUAGUCAAUUCGGUACUAUAGGAAACGUAGAGAGCUCAUAGACAGCGCUGUACAAAUAUUAUACUACAGUAUUUUAUACAAUACAUAACAAGCUGGUAAGUCACCAACACACAUUUACAAAUUCACAGAAAAACGGGACAAUGGAUAAGUCAAUUUUCAAGGAACUUCAAACAAAAAUUGAUCAUGAGACUUCUUUGCGAGACGAAUUAAGUUCGCGUGUUGAAACUAUUGAUCAGGAAACAAAAGUUUUACGUCUCUUGCUUGGAGAAGUUGAGAUUUCAAAUAACGAAGUAUCCAUUGAUAUUACAAGGAGUACAGAGGUUAUCAAAGUGAAAAUCCAAGAAUUAGCUAAGUUGGCAUCUGAACAUUCUUACUACAAAUAUGUUAAUGUCUGGGACAGAACUAUUCAAGAAGUCGCGUGCUUGAUCUUGUUAGCAACUUGGAGGGGAGCUCUUCGUGGACAUGAAGACAAGAAAUACCAAAUCUUGACUUUGGAAGAAGUCGGUCAAAUUUUGAACGUUCCUGUAUAUCCCGAAGAAGUUAAGUUUCACAUUUCUAUCGAGGAGUAUUUGCAUGGUGUUUUGUCCAUUAGUUCUGAACUGGCAAGGUUUUCUGUCAAUGCUGUUAUCCAUGGCAAUAAAGAGGUUCCUUUAAAAUCACUUCAAACUAUUGAAAACGUACAUUCUUCCUUUCAAUUGUUAUCUUUAAAGAACGACUCCUUGCGUCGUCAUUUUGACAGCUUAAAAUACCAACUCAAACGAGCGGAAGAUGUGGUUUACGAUAUGAGAAUUCACAAUUUGCUAGACUAAUAAAAAUUGUUCUAUGACGGAAAA